Messenger RNA from Cornus florida, 2566 nucleotides. RefSeq names its product transcription factor GAMYB-like. The record is from RefSeq and is a predicted model, not a curated record. The coding region runs from base 520 to 2199 and encodes 559 amino acids. NCBI's taxonomy places the organism in Eukaryota, Viridiplantae, Streptophyta, Magnoliopsida, Cornales, Cornaceae. The transcript has 5 exons.
GCUUCUUUCUCUCUCCUAUUUUCAUGCUUCUUUAGCGGUUUCGCCCUCUCUCUCUCUCUCUCUCUCUCUAAUUCUCUCUCUUCAUGCUAUGAUCGGUCUAUCAUUGUAUUCAUCUUCUCCAUUCUGAUUUUCUUCUCUGGUUCUCGUUACGUGAUUCUCAUUCUGCACUCCUCAUAUGCUGUUGCUCUUUGUUUUCUGCCCUUUUAAGUUCGAAUCAUUUGCUUGUUGAAUUCAACUGGGGACAGCUCAAUUUUGGAAUUUGGGUCCUCUGAUUUGUUCAAUUUAGGGUCUGACUAUCUUUUCUCCCUAGUUUUUGAGCUUCUUAGCUCGUCUCUGGCACCAAAUGGAAUUUGAUUUCAGUAUUUCCUCACACUGCUCAUUUUUCUGAGUGAUUCAGCGUUGGUUUCUCUUUAGAAUUUGAUUCGACACAGAAUUUCUGCUCAAUUCAGGGCGUUACCAUUCUGUUUGUAUAGUUGUGAGCUAUUGGCAAAAAUUUGUUGUGAGAUCAGAGUAAUAGAGAUGAGUCACAUGACUAAUGAGAGCGAAGAUGAGAUGCUCUCCAAGGAUCAAAUUGGGUCACCUUUAAUUGACGAAGGCAACUGUGUAGGUAAUGCGAAUGGGGGAUCUAUUUUAAAGAAAGGACCCUGGACAUCUGCAGAAGACGCAAUAUUGGUGGACUAUGUCAAGAUGCAUGGAGAGGGGAACUGGAAUGCUGUUCAGAAGCACUCAGGGCUGUUACGUUGUGGGAAAAGCUGCCGCUUACGAUGGGCAAAUCACCUGAGGCCAAACUUGAAGAAGGGGGCAUUCACCGCAGAGGAAGAGCGUCUGAUCAUUGAAUUGCAUGCCAAGAUGGGAAACAAAUGGGCACGGAUGGCUGCACAUUUGCCUGGACGAACAGAUAAUGAAAUAAAGAAUUAUUGGAAUACCCGAAUCAAGAGGUGUCAACGUGCUGGAUUACCUCUCUAUCCUCCUGAAGUGUGUCUGCAAGGAUUGCAAGAAACUGGAGAAAAUCAAUAUGCUAUUGGAGAUGGAACACAUCCUGAUCUCUUGCAAACUGACAAUGAUGAUAUACCUGAUGUCAUUUUUGACAGUUUAAAGGCAAAUCAGGGAGUCUUACCUUAUGUCCCGAAACUUCCUGAUAUAUCUGCAUGUAACAUGCUGAUGAAAGGUCUUGGUUCUUCGCAAUAUUAUAGUUUUGUGUCCCCAAAAGUUAAUCUCCGGAAGCGUCUUCGAGAAUCAGCAACCUCAUUCUCUGGUUACGACGGUAGUGUAAGAAAUGAGUCCCUACCAGUUGACCAGACUCAGGAUGAUAGUUGUAAUAAUGAAUUUUCUCAAUUCUUUGGGUUCUCUUUUCCGUUUGACCCUGACUCUUUUACUAAGAACUUGUUACCUUUUGGUAUAAACCAGGGCAGCCAUUCCCUCUUAAAUGGUAAUUUCUCUGCUUCUAAGCCCACUUCCAGGGCUGUGAAGUUGGAGCUCCCUUCACUCCAAUAUCCAGAAACUGAUUUAGGUAGCUGGGGUUCAUCUUCUCCGCCACCAUUACUUGAGUCAGUGGAUGAUUUCAUUCAGUCUCCCCCAUCAUCUGGGAUACUUCACUCUGAUUGUCUAUCACCAAGGAAUAGUGGCCUAUUAGAUGCCUUACUGCAUGAGGCAAAGAGUCUGAGCAAUGCAAAGAAUCGAUUGUCAGAGAAAAGUCCAAAUUCUUCUAGUAUUACUCCUGGUGAUAUAUCAGAUAAUUCUGCCUUGAAUAUGUGUGAGGCAAAAUGGGAAGACUUUGGUGAAUCCAUAUCGCCAUUGGUUAAUUCCACACCGUCGAUUUUCAGUGAAUGCACUCCUACAAGUGCAGGUGGAAGUUCGUCGGAUGAGAAGCCCUCUGUGGAAACCUUUCCUGGGAGCAAUGUGAAGUCAGAACCAGUUGACAAGGCUUGGACCCUGGAUGAAGAAAGCAAAAAAAAUUUGACACAACUGGAUCUUUCCAGGCCUGAUGCUUUACUUGGUUCAUGUUGGCUUGAGCAACGUUUUGUGUGCGCUAAGGACCAAGGCAUCAUGACUGAUGCUAUAGCAGCGAUUCUGGGUGAUGAUUUAGCUAAUAACCAUAAGCACUUGGCUGCUGCAAGUGCAUCAAAUCAAGCAUGGAGGUUUGGUUCUUGCACUUGGAAUAACAUGCCUGCUGUCUGCCAAAUGUCUGAGCUUCCUUGAAACCAGCCUUUUUCGUCGAAUUCCUGAACUUUUUUUUUGUCCCUCCCAUGUUUUUGUUGAAGAAUUGUUUGAAUCAGACAUGAGCAUCUCCUGUGUUCAGAUUAAUCUGUUGCAGGAACGCUAUGAUGUGCACGGGUUGUGGUUUGGUUUUUUUUUUUUUUUUUUUUUUCUUAUUUACUUUUUAGGCUUUGUAUUCUUGUUUUCCAGAUAAGUGUUUUGCGUGUAUGCCAACACGAAAACUUGUUGGGGGCAUACGAAUGCAUCCAAACUUCAGUUGUGAUUGUAGAAUAACUAUGCACCUUCCAUGCCGAUUGUGGUUCAUGAUUUUUGGUUAUUUGAGAAUUUUGAUUUAACAUUUGGAUGCUUC